This is a messenger RNA of Oncorhynchus keta (chum salmon), 2983 nucleotides long. Its product is annotated as glutamate receptor ionotropic, NMDA 2D-like. Gene Ontology annotation, cellular component: plasma membrane; postsynaptic membrane; postsynaptic density membrane. Gene Ontology annotation, molecular function: transmitter-gated monoatomic ion channel activity involved in regulation of postsynaptic membrane potential; NMDA glutamate receptor activity. The coding region runs from base 443 to 2881 and encodes 812 amino acids. Gene Ontology annotation, biological process: synaptic transmission, glutamatergic; long-term synaptic potentiation; excitatory postsynaptic potential. NCBI's taxonomy places the organism in Eukaryota, Metazoa, Chordata, Actinopteri, Salmoniformes, Salmonidae. The transcript is spliced from 15 exons. The record is from RefSeq and is a predicted model, not a curated record.
GAGAGAGGGAGAGUUAUAGAGCGACCACCCCUUUAUUAAUAUUAUUCCACACCGCUAAGUUUAGCAUUCAACACGUGUCGCCAGUGAUGGAGAGAGAGUGAGGAAGGGAUAGAGAGAGAGGUUGAUGGUUGCUAGGUGACCGGGCGCAUAUACUGAAUUUUAACAAAAGAACAGGGAAAGAGAGAGAGGAGACAGGGAGAGAGAGAGGUAGAGAGAGAUCUAAAAAUUGAAUACAUGUAGAAUAUAUAUUUAGAUAUAUAUUUUCAGGGGGGAAACACGCAAAUGGAUACCUCAAAAGGGAAGGAUGUGAAAAGAAUGGAGGGACGAAGGGAGCGAGGGGGGAAAGGCUCAUGAAAAACAGCACCCUCUCACAGUGCGCUUUACAGCUUCACCCCCCCCUCCUCCUCCCCCUCCCCCUUCCACGGUUGGUUGAUCUAUUGCAAUGGUCGCAAUACCCACCAUCUCUCUCCUAUUGGCCCUGGCGGAGUGGGCAGGACUGGUCACGCCCUCCCCACACCUCUUGCUCCGCCCCCGGGAGCGGGAGAGAGACCCGGGGACUGUAAUGAACUUCAACAUCGCUGUGAUCCAUGCGGGGGCCAGCGUGCAGGUAGAGGCGGCGGCCGGGCCUGGGGGAAGGGUGCUCUACCCUGGGUUUGGUCGGGCACACAGCUCCCUGGGGGAGAGCGUGAUCACCCAGUGGGGCUCUGCAAACGUCAUCUGGCUCCAGGUGAAUGACAGUAGUCCUAAGACUCUGCUGUCCCAGCUGUGUGACCUGCUGUCAGCGAGGCCCCUACAGGGCCUGGUCUACGAGGAGGAGAGGCCACCACCAACCGCCUGGGGACCCCUGGCCCCCAUGCUAGAGUUUGUCUCUGCUCAGACUGGACUACCCAUAGUGGCUGUAGGAGGAGGAGCAGGGCUGGGGAGGAUGCAACAGGAGUCAGGCUCCAUCUUCCUCCAGUUCAGCUCAUCCACCAGCCUCCAGCUGGAGGUCAUCUUCAAAAUACUAGAGGAGUACGACUGGACCACCUUCUCAGUGGUGUCCACCCGUCACCAUGGCUACCAGGACUUCCUGUCGGUGGUGGACGGCCUGACGGACGGCUCGUUCAUCGGCUGGGAGAAGAAGAGCGUGGUCAUGCUGAACGUGACGGACGACCCGGGAGGGGCACGCACGCGUAGGCUGCUCAAGGAGAACGAGGCGCAGGUACGUCUGCUCUACUGUUCCCAGGAGGAGGCCGAGCUGGUGUUUAAAGCAGCCUGGGCUGCGGGUCAGGCUGGACCCUCUCACAUGUGGUUCGCUGUAGGGCCAGCCCUGUCCGGCCUUGGCAUGGAGGGUCUCCCCAGGGCCCUGUUCGCCGUGCGUCCGCAGGGCUGGAAGGACAAGCCCCGCAUGAGGAUCGCCCGGGGCGUGUCCAUACUGACCCAUGGGGCGGUGGCACUGCGCCGCGACUAUGGGGCCUCUGGAGGGCCAAACUUUGUCACCAACUGCAUGACGGAAUCCAAUCAAACACACAGGGUGCGGGGAAGGAUGAGGUAUUUCAGCAACAUCACUUUGGGUGGCAGAGACUACUCUUUCGACAGUGACGGUUACCUGGCCAACCCCGUCCUAGAAGUCAUCUCCUAUACACCUGGCAAAGGCUGGGAGGAUGUAGGGAUGUGGGAGAACGGUAAGUUGGAUUUGGUUUAUCCAGCGUGGUCGCGUUACGGUCCAUUCCUCCAACCGCCUGAUGGUGCCCAGCACCUGCGCGUGGUCACUCUGGAGGAACGUCCGUUUGUCAUCGUGGAGCUGGCUGACGCCGCCUCCAACACCUGCAUCAGAGACUCUGUACCCUGCCGACGACCCCUCAACGCCAGUAUUCCUGUCCAGGAUCCCCCAAAGAAACAGUGCUGUAAGGGCUUCUGCAUCGACAUCCUCAAACGAUUGGCCAAGAUCGUGGGUUUCACCUAUGACCUCUACCUGGUGACCAAUGGAAAGCACGGGAAGAAGAUUGAUGGAGUGUGGAACGGCAUGAUUGGAGAGGUGGUGGGACAGCGAGCAGAUAUGGCCAUCGGAUCCCUCACCAUCAACGAGGAGAGGUCAGAGGUCGUGGACUUCUCCGUCCCCUUCGUGGAGACGGGCAUCAGCGUCAUGGUCUCCCGUAGCAAUGGAACCGUCUCACCCUCUGCCUUCCUGGAGCCCUACAGUCCAGCGGUGUGGGUGAUGAUGUUCGUCAUGUGCCUGACCGUGGUGGCUGUGACCGUCUUCAUAUUUGAGUUCUUCAGUCCAGUCGGCUACAACCGCAGCCUUUCCAGCGGAAAGAAGGCAGGAGGCUCUACGUUCACCAUAGGAAAGUCUGUGUGGUUGCUGUGGGCCAUUGUGUUCAAUAACUCGGUCCCAGUGGAGAACCCCAGAGGAACCACCAGUAAGAUCAUGGUGCUGAUCUGGGCCUUCUUCGCUGUCAUCUUCCUGGCUUCCUACACAGCCAACCUGGCUGCCUUCAUGAUCCAGGAGGAGUACAUAGACACUGUCUCUGGACUCUCAGACAAAAAGUUCCAGCACCCCACAGAGCAGUACCCCCCUCUGAAGUUUGGCACGGUGCCCAAUGGAAGCACAGAGAAGAACAUCCGCAGUAACUACCCUGGCAUGCACCAUUACAUGGUCAAAUAUAACCAGAGAGGGGUGGAGGACGCCAUUAACAACCUCAAGACUGGGAAGUUGGAUGCCUUUAUCUACGAUGCAGCUGUGUUGAACUACAUGGCCAGGAAAGACGAGGGUUGUAAGGUGAUGACCAUAGGCUCUGGGAAGGUAUUUGCCACCACAGGCUACGGUAUCGCCCUGCACAAGAACUCCCGCUGGAAACGCCCCCUCGACCUGGCCCUGCUGCAGCUGGUGGGAGACGCUUGACAAAAACAGACCUUUACCAUUGUUGACCAUUGACCUUGAGGAGUCACCUUGAAUGAGGAGCAAACAGAGGGCCUGAGGACCUCCCUUUAGUGCUAAGGACAC